AUGAGCGAGUUGCUGCAGCAAGAAUACAAGAGGCUGACCGGACAAGAUUCGUCCACGCUCGAGGGCCCUCUCUCAGAAGACGCCUUGGCCAACCUGAAGCUCUACAAGUACUCGUCUGUUGACAAGUCGUUCACCUCGCGCUAUGUCCUGAAACACUAUCUGUGCCAACAAACANNGUGGAACGCAUGCGUCGAAUUUCUGCCGCUAUGGCUGGCUCCCAACAUGGUGACGCUGCUGGGCUUCUUCUGCAUCCUCAGCAACGUUAUCCUCAUGCUCAUUUAUGACCCUGGUUUGACUGGUCUUGCCCCGUCAUGGGUCUACUACAGCUACGCCCUCGGCAUCUGGGCUUACAGCACCAUGGAUAACAUCGACGGCAAGCAAGCACGUCGCACUGGAACUUCCUCGCCCCUGGGUGAGCUCUUCGAGCUGAACCAAAUAGUNCACGGCAUCGACAGUCUCAACUGCACGCUCGCAUCCCUCCUCGAAACUUCCGCCAUGGGUCUCGGUUCAACACGUCUCGGUGCUCUUACCGCACUCAUCCCUACGCUGCCCAUGUUCUUCUCGACUUGGGAAACAUACCACACUCACACCCUGUUCCUCGGCUACUUCAACGGCCCCACCGAAGGUCUCAUCAUUGCCGCGCUCAUCAUGAUCCUCUCUGGCUACUACGGCCCCACGCUCUGGACUAGCCCCCUGGCUAAUCUUGUCGGCCACGAGCAAUUCCUCGGCAAGACCAAUUUCCUCGAUCUCUGGGCUCCCAUUCUGCUUCUCGGACUCUGUCUCGCACACAUCCCUGAUUGCGUCAACAACGUAUACCAGGCUCGAAGAGGCAGAAACCAAUCCUUGACACCUGCAUUGCUGGAGUGGGCUCCCAUCUUCGUCUUUACUGGUUCUUUGUGCGCAUGGCUGGGAUCACCUUACUCGCAUCUGCUCAAGGACAACCAUCUCUCUCUGCUCUGCUUCACCCUCUCGCCAGCUUUUGGCCGCAUGACGACCAAGAUCAUCCUUGCGCAUCUUACCCGCCAGGACUUCCCCAUGUGGACUGUUAUGCUGGCUCCUCUCCUCAUUGGCAGCAUUCUCAUCAACCUGCCCUACAUCGGCCUUCCUGGUCUAUCUGCAAGCUCAGAGCUCUGGUUCCUGAGAGGCUACUUUGCAUUUGCAACCAUUGUGUAUGCGCGCUGGGCUAUUUAUGUCUGCAACAGCAUUUGCAACUACCUGGGCAUCAACUGCUUGACCAUUCCCGAGGACAAAUGGAUGGCAUUGAAGGCCGGCGCACCNCCGAACCAGAGACCCGAAGCCAACCGCUUGGCUUCUGGAUCCGUGAGACUGCAGAAGGGCGGUGCCAAUGGCAAGUUUGCUUAG
Messenger RNA from Aureobasidium uvarum, 1362 nucleotides. Lineage: Eukaryota; Fungi; Ascomycota; Dothideomycetes; Dothideales; Saccotheciaceae. The record is from the annotation of a GenBank genome assembly.